AUGAAGAUUGUUUUGCAGCUAAUAGUAAUUUUUCGAGUUUACUACAUUGUUGUAACGUAUUCUUCUACGAAUGCGUUAAAUGAAGACGUCAAAAAAUCAUAUUUGAUUUAUAAUCUUUCCGGACAACCUGGACAAGGCUAUUAUAUAACACUGUAUGCCGGUACUCCAGAACAAACGGUAAACCUACUUGUCGAUACUGGUAGCAGUAAUAUAGCUAUUGCUGGUGUUAAUCUAACCAAUGUAGACAACUGGUUUAAGCCAAAUCAAUCAUCCACACUACAAUGCUCUGAUACAAUACAAAAUGUUCGUUAUGAAAAAGGCUAUUGGUAUGGUGUCGAUUGUCAAGAUUAUUUUCACUUUGCUGACCAUCAAAAGACAAUGUUACCUUCUACUGCCAUUCAUAAUUACCGAAUCCCGUUAUCAUUUGGUUUGAUUUUCAACUCAACGAAAUUAUUCCUUAAACAUAGUCAUUCUACAUGGUAUGGAAUUAUCGGUUUAGGCUUCACAUCAUUAUUUGUUAAACCACACAGAAUAACAAAUCAUAGUCAAGAAGAAAGAACAGCCAUCUUUACUCAACUAAAGAUACAACCAACCAAGGCGAAAAUAUCUCAACCAAUUAGUUAUUUGGAUAAAUUAAAUCAAUUUUGGAAAAUAUCAAAACAGUUUGGAUUAUUGCUGUGUGGAACAACAUUGAAUAAGAACCAAGCGCUGAAUUCAAGACAAAUGUCAGGUAAACUGUUGAUUGGUCAAAUGAAUCUCAGUCUUCUACUCCCAUCUGAUUCUUCUUCUUCGUCUUCUACUUCGUUAUCAUCAGGAUUAAAGAUGAACAAUUUCAAGGCAUCCAACACCUAUUUUACUCCAAUCCGUAAACCAUGGUAUUAUGAAAUUAUUUUAACUAAUCUGAUUGUUGGCAAUAUGAGUUUAGUGGUGAAUUGUAAAGAACUGAAUGUCGAUAAAACAAUUAUUGAUAGUGGAACAACGAAUAUAUAUUUACCAAAGAAUAUUUUUCACCGAUUAGUCGAUGUUAUGAAAGUAAAGGUGAAUGAAAAUCCUGCACUGGCUGAACUUGCUUCUAAAACUUCAUUUUGGCAUGGGAAACGAGCAUACUGUUUAAGUGUAACCACUGAAGACAGUAAAUUACAAUUAUAUAAAUCAUUUCCACAAAUUGAAUUCCAUCUGGUUUCAAGUAUAAAUACGUCGAAUCAGAUACUUUCAUUAACUUUCUCUCCACAACAAUACGUUCGCUAUCUUGGUCAAAUUAGUCAGCAUAAUCAGAGUCGUAGCUGUUUUGCAUUUGCUAUACAACCAACUCAUAAGUAUUCAAUAUUGGGUUCAGUUUUUCUUGAAGCUUAUUACACAACAUUUGAUCACGAGAAAAUGCAGAUAGGAUUUUCCAAUUCACCGUGUAAUGCCUACACAAAUAAUCCAAACCACUUAGUAGUAUCUAAGGUGAAUGGAUUAAAACACUGGAAUCAUACACCACAUAAACUCGCAUCAAAAACAAAUAAAAUAAUAACCAAACGGAGUGUUAUUCAAUCACCAUUAGAUUGUGCUGUCUACACACCAACUACAGAUGAACAAUUCGCCUUAAUUACAAAUAUUCUUACAAGCACAAUUUGGUCAUCUCUAUGUCUCUAUGCUGUCUUGAUUCCUUUAUUGAUUUUGUUAAAUAUAAAGUUUUUUUAA
Trichobilharzia regenti is the source of this 1686-nucleotide messenger RNA. The record is from the annotation of a GenBank genome assembly. Lineage: Eukaryota; Metazoa; Platyhelminthes; Trematoda; Strigeidida; Schistosomatidae.